AUGAGCGUCACUUCAUCCUCCACCCUGGACAGCCAGCUGACCUCUUCCUGGGGACCCAGUAACUCCUACCCUGAUGGUGAGACUUACAACCCACAUGAACAUGCCGCCAUUUGUGUGCCUUCCAACCAUUUGUGUACACCCAUUACUGAUGCAAAUCAGUCCCUAAAUUAUCCGUAUAAUAUCCUUAAAUGCCUUGAGAAAAUCUGAUAAUUUCUUCGAGUGAAUUAUGCUGAUUGCCCUCGAUUCAGUGAUCCACUUCUUGUUAUGAAACUGCAACACGAGAUGAAAUUAUUGAAUAAUUAAGAGCUGAUGAAUUGUUCACCUGGUGAGCCCAGAGAUCUGAAACAAACAGCACAAAUUAUAGAUUCCCAGCUGAGGAGUAGCUCAACAUCCCUUUUAGCUAACUGCUUCAGCAAUUAAUCACUGGCAAAGACCUUCAGCUAGAGGAAAUCAUGUUUCCCUCCUCUGAUGCCGAUUAACAUUCAGGCUUAAUGAGUUUCCAAAAGUAGGCAAGGUUUCAUUCCCUGAACUUGCUGUCUGUCCACAGUUUCUAUGGUCAUGUCUGGUUAUACAAGUCGCCUGUGGCCUCGUGACUCUCAGCCUCAGUUCUGGACUAAGUUCCAGGUGUGGGAGUGGCUGCAGCAGGUCAUGGACAUGCACCAGAUUGAUGCCUCGAAUUUCCCCUUCCAAAACUUUGACAUUGAUGGCCAUCAGCUCUGCAGCCUGAGCUACCAGGACUUCAUCCGAGCUGCGGGCAGCGCGGGACACAUCCUCUUCCACAGCAUCACAGAGCUCAAGUGGGGCGGUGGGUAUGAAAGUCAGGAGGGGGCAGAGGAAGGGGAGGAAAGUCAGAUUAUUAGUUCUGAUGAAAAGCUGAGUUGGGUCUCAAAAGAUGUCUCGCACAAGUGUUUCUAGGAAAGAUUCAGAGAGCCGGUCAGGGGUCACCCUGCAGGAGGGAGAGAGACUGUAUAAAGUGAGGGAGAUGAUGGAUUUGUUGUUUGCUUUGUGCCGGAGUGAGCCCCUUAACAAAGCACAGAGGAGAUGUGAAGCUGAGCUGAGAAUUGACUCAACUUUGUCUUUUAAUUAGAUUGAGGCUUACUGUGAAGGCACUGGAGUUCAAAGGUCAAAGGCCUCACCGUCCCAUGUUCACUGUAACUUUAAUUUAUGAAACGUUGCUGAGAGGGAAGAACAGCAUAACAAAACUACCCUGUGUUACAGUAUUGGGCAAGUGAUGGCACCUCAGUCUUUCUGACAUUUCAAAACAAGGGAGAUGUCAGGGAACCAGGCACAACAGGUUUAACCUCCAGAGACAUUCAAGGUAAACUAAAAAUAGGGCACAGGGCAGCUAUUGUUCUUGCUGAGAGGCUCAGUGAAAUUUCUGGGUAAAGGUGCUGCAUUUUGCGCAACAAAUAUUUGUUGAACCUUGUGACGUUUCAAGAUAUAAUUACCACAGAGAUCUACGGAAUAGGAUUAGGGCCACUAGAAAAAAAAAGGUCAAAUUUAUAUAAAUCUUUAAUUAUUAUUCUGAGAUUAAAGUCAGAAUCCUGAGAAUUUUUUUUUUCAGUGGCCCUUUUCCUCCUCUGUAGAGAUCAGUUAGACCUCUGAAAGUUUUAGUCAUCCAAAUAAAGGUUAUGGAUUUCCCAACUUACUCCUUAAUCAUAAGUGUAUGUGAAAGUGAAAGUGGACCUUUUAUGUAAAUUAUUAUACAGCAUUGACUUAAUUAUUUUCAAGACACUAACAUUUAACUUUACUUUUCCAUCUCAAUGCCUACACAGGCCAGUACCAUGUGGACAUCGGACAACUGGACCUGAAACCAGAGUGUAAGAAUCUCACAAACAACGUUUCCCAACAUUAGUUUAGAUAAAUCACAUCCUAAGUCAAUCUUUUGACCUUUUUCCUAUUGCAGAUGACUUCUCCUGUCCAUUCCCAGAUGUCAACUAUCCCUCUGGAGGUAUUGUGCAUUUACUGAAUAUAUCACUGCUUAAUUUCUAACUAAGGCUGUCAGCAUUAGCUAUUUAACCUUAGUAUAGUAAAGGUUCAACAUAAACAUGUACUGUUAUACUUCUGUCCCUUAUGGUACACCAUGGUUAGGCCACUGCAGCAUCUCUGCAACAAAUGACAGCAUCACUGUGCUUUUUAAUUUUUUUAACAAAAAAACCCCAGAAAGUCCGCGAUACCGCCAAGUGUGAACUAUGAACUCAGCAUGAGGGUGUAGUUAAUCAAUCACAAAUGCCAGCAGAGUACUACUGUGGACAGUGUAAAUCGCCACAGACCUCUAGAUGGAACUGAAUGAAAGAAGUUGGAUACUUCAUCGAUCCCUAAGUUCAGUUGCUAAGAAGAUGGCAAGGGGCUGUAGCUGAUCAUGUGUUUAACCCUUGAAGGCAAUCUCCAACUUGUGGUUUCAAAACACACUGCUCCAACAGCACAGCAUUAAUUUGAGAAGAUCAUAAAGUACAUUUGAUUGCAUUUACUUGACUCCAAAACCAGGACAGUGAAAAAAAUUGUUUUACAUUGUUAAUAUUCACUCGAAAAAAGUUUUGAAAUGCACAAUAAUGGAAUUUUAACUAUGAUUGGAAAUACAUGUAGUCAUGAUUGACCUUUGAAAUCCUGCAAUUAAUCCUUUGUCUGACUUUAAGAAGAAUGUUCGUUUCUUCUGACUUUUUCUCUGUCAAUUUAGACAUCUAUGAUCCCUCCAUUCACGUCGCACCUGUGGCCUCUCCCACCCCAUCUAGCCCCGGUGAGGAUAAAUACCAAAGAAUAUCAUGACACUAAAUGCUUUUAUGGGGAAACCUAAAAUAACUUAGGAAUCAACUUCCUUUUUCAGAUAUCAAAAGGUCCUUCAGUCGUCCUCAUCAGGUCAAAAAACACAGUAAGUAAAGUGACUGAAAUUUUUUUAUUAUUAUUAUUUAUUUUUUACAAAAUAUACUAAAAGACAUCUUUCCUUUAAUUCAACCUACUUUUGCAUCACAGAUCCAAGAGGGACCCAUUUGUGGGAGUUCAUCAGGGACAUUCUGCUGAACCCGGAAAGAAACCCAGGGCUGAUCAAGUGGGAGGAUCGGACAGAGGGGGUUUUCCGCUUCCUGAAGUCAGAGGCUGUGGCGCAGCUAUGGGGCAAGAAGAAAAAUAACAGCAGCAUGACCUAUGAGAAACUCAGUCGGGCAAUGAGGUACACAUACAGUAGGCUGUUGUUAGAAGAAAGACUCAAUGCUGCAGAAUCAACUUCCAAUCCUCUGGAUUUGAUUGCGAUGCAGUUUAAUUCCUGCACUUUCAAAAAUAAGCCACCCUUCUUGUUCACAGUGGGGGUUCUGUAGUUAAGUAGAGGGUUUGAAAAUCGCCAUUGAGGACUUAAUUUCACCCUACAUCGUGUCCUAAUCCAAUUAUCUGAAGCAGCUUGCCAGUAAAAGAAACAUGCUUUAACAGCAACAAAAUCUACUUUUAAUGACUUGAGAUGCUUCUAGGUAAUAUCAGUAAGAGUUACACAUAUAAAAAUAAUAAACUUAACAACUUCAAACUCAUUUCCCCAUCACUGAUCACCUCAUAGACUCAUUUAAGAACUGCACCGUGUCCUCACUUUUUUCCCCAAAUGAACUAAAGUGGCCUCUCCUAAGAAAAUCUUCCUGGCUCCUGCAACAGUCUCAGUUUAACAUUCAGAUGAGCUAAUCUAAUGAGCUUAAUUUCAUUGUGGUGCAAACCACUGAGAACUACAAAAUGUGCCCACAGGUAUUGUCACUGUGACCACAAAGCUGAUUUUCUCUUUACUGUGGUGCAGCAGAAGGAUUUGCAGCUCGAUGGCAUCAGCACACAGAUUGGUGGGCUCUAUUAUGAAUAACAAAAGCAAAAGGAAAAACAAGCAAGCUAACUCAGUUUUCUUUCAUCUGGAUUCAUGAGAUUUAACUUGAAGAAAGUUUAAAAUAUAUUUGGAAAUCAAUUCAACAAAGAGCAGAGCACCUCAGGGAACUUGCCGCUCCUCGGAAAAGUUACUUUUGAUCUAUUUGUUGAAAAACAUUGAACGGAAAAUCACAUAUAAAUUUCAAAUUACAUUCAAAUGAUUUAUUUUGAAGUGGUGGAGGCAAACAUGAUUUUACAUUUGAUUAUCAGGAAAUGGCUGUUAUCGUCAAGAAGUGCAGUCAGCAGUACUUUGGCCUACUUUUCAUGAUGCCUGUUUCUUUUAUUCCAACAAAACAGAUUAGAUUUUCUAAGAACUCAGAAAGAAACUGUUUCAAUAUAUUAAAAUCAACAUUAUCAAUCAAUCAAUCAAUCAAUCAAACAAAACUUUAUUUAUAGAGCACUUUUCAUGCAUAGACAUGCAACACAAAGUGCUUUACACACAUAGAAAAAUAGACUCAUAGAAAAAACAAUUACAAAAGAAGCCCUUCCCUCCCACCCUCCAUACUACAAAGACACAUACACAUGCGCACGCACGCACACACACACGCACUUGCACACUCUCACUACAGACAAUAGGGAGACAUGGCAUGACACUGAGGUUUGAGGAAGCACCAUCCUUGGGGCCAUCCACACUGGUAGGAGUCGCAGGCUGUGCCACAGUGGGCACCAGCACCCAGGCCCCCCGACCCUGGCAGACAACAGCCAGCUGGGCCGAAGGGACCCAGGAACAGUGCCCCCAGCAGCAGCCAAGACACAACUCCCAUCAUACAAACAAUUGAGAAUUAUAUAUCCCUUAAGGACGCGAGAAAUAUUAGGGACUAUUUUAGCUGAAGAUUAGGACAAGCAGGAGUGUCCUUUGUGUGGAUAAAUACAACUGUUCCACUCUGUGUUCAGUGGAAACUUUUUUGACUGAGGUGACCAGACUGCAGCACUGACUUUUUAGGGGUGGCCAGACAUGGUGAACCAUAAGGACUAACCCCAAAUCUAGUGGGGGUUUCCCCCACUAAUCACAUCAUCUACUUUAACUUCUAACGUAAAAAUCAUAAAUAUAUAUCUUUUUAUAUUCUUGUAUUUUUUUUACUUUAAAAGGUAUUGGGGGUUGCUGUCUCUUUUAAAAGAUGAAAUAUUGAUAUUGUGUUCAAAAUAAGUAAACAGUAAAACCUUGGGUCAGUCGUCCUUGUUCUCUGGUUGCCACAGGUUAUAAAAUGUAGGAAUACAAAGAAGAGGAAGUAGAUUGCUAACAAGCUAGCUAAAGUUGUCUUCUGGGAGAUGAUUCAGCACUUUUAGUAUACUGAUGUUUGAGAUUUAAAGUGAAUCCAAAAGAAUAAAAGAGCUCUUAAGGCAACUAAUCAACCAAACAUAUUCAGUCAGCUCUCUUUCACUGUAUCAGUAUAAAUGAUAAUCUGACGUUGCAGAAAAUAAAGCAGCCAAAACCUAGAUUAAAAAAAAGUCAAAAUAAAGGCAUGACAAACACUGAUUUAUUGAGGCAGUAUCUUCUCCAAAGACACUGAAUCACUGGGUUGGUGAUAAAUCAAAAAUUCAAAUGUUAUUAGAACUGAAUGAUGACAUGUAACAUGUAUUGUGUUAAAUAGAAAAGUUUUUUUAAGAAAUGUGUUGCUCCAUUCUUGUCUUCUGAUUGAAUGUGUUGUUUUUAAUUGUUAAGUUUUCCAUAAAUACUGCAAUAAUAUUGUUAUAUGGGAUAUUCCAAGGCCAGAACAAUCAUGAGGUGAAAAUCUGAUGUCGUCACAUAUCAAUACGACGUCACAUAUGUGACAUAAUAAGAGCAUGAAAAUAUUUUUACAAACGUAUUUUCCAUCUCUGGUUGACAACCUCUCCAUCUAAAGACCUAAUUUCAAUGUUUUUUAGUAAAAGUUAUAACUGCAGCAAAUUAUUUUGCAUGGUGUGAUGUUUGCAAAAAGGCAUCAUCAGAGAUGCCACAGAGGGACUAGUUUUAAACAGUCGUGACAAUGAAAGAAACGAGAAAACUGCACACAUGCUUAAACUUCAGCUGUUCAACUAAAAGAACUCUAAUAUAAAUGUAUUGGAUUCAUGCAUAAUUACAUUGAACAAAGUAACAAAUGAGGAAGGAAACCAAAUAAUGAAUCUAUUUUCACCCUCAACAAACAAUACCUGUCAUCUUUUCUGUUCAGCUGAAAUGAAAUGUUUGUUUACACUCCAAUAAAUUUAUCUAUCCUGUCUUUUAGAUAUUACUACAAACGAGAAAUCCUGGAGCGAGUAGACGGACGCAGACUGGUUUACAAGUUUGGAAGAAAUGCUCGAGGAUGGAGAGAAUCAGAGUGA
Molecule: messenger RNA, 6189 nt
Organism: Xyrichtys novacula (pearly razorfish)
Lineage: Eukaryota; Metazoa; Chordata; Actinopteri; Labriformes; Labridae
Source: the annotation of a GenBank genome assembly